This is a messenger RNA of Rattus norvegicus (Norway rat), 13485 nucleotides long. Lineage: Eukaryota; Metazoa; Chordata; Mammalia; Rodentia; Muridae. The record is from RefSeq and is a predicted model, not a curated record.
GCUUCUCAUUGUAUCAACCUCGUGAAGAUGCUGGUCAGAGGCUUGCUUCCCCUGUGAUUCUGUUUCUCAUCAGCACGUUGGCAGUUGAACUUAAGCAGCACAGGUGACAAAGCACCACGUAGUGCUGGAAUUAAGGCACCAGAAAUGGACUUUCUCAGGCCAGAGUUACUGUAAAUAAGUGGUAAGUGGGUCCUAGCUCUCAAGGCCAUGCUGUCUGUCCUGCUUCCAGUGGAUGCUGGCAGUUUUCGGUGUCCAUUGCUUGUAUUUACAAAGCUCCAUUUUUCAAGUUAUAUUUUAUUUAUUUACUUGUUAUAUGCACACACACCACACACACACACACACACACACACACACACACACACACACACACACACCACAGCAUCAAGUAGAAGCCAGAGGACAACUUGAGAGAGUUAUUUCUCUCCUACUUUGGGGGUCCUGGGAAUCAAACUCAGGUCUUAGAUUUGGUGGCAAGUACCUUUAACUGAUAAGCCAUCUUGCUGACCUAUGCAAGCUCUAUCAUAUUGUUGUUGUUGUUGUUGUUUUUGUUAUUGAUAGAAUUUAACUAUGUAGCCCUGGCUGACCUGGAAUCCACAGAACCACCUCCCUCUGCUCCCCAUGUGCUGGGGUUAGUGGCAUCCACCGCCACGCCUAGCUAAAGUUCUAAUCUUGAUGGUACAUACCUGUGAUCCCGGCACCAGGGAGGAAGAAGAGGGACUGAGACUAGAAGGCUAGCCUGUGCUACAAAGCAAGACUGUUUUGGAAAACAGAUCAAAAUUAUUAAAAAAAAAAAACCCACCUGCGAUGGGCACAUAGGCUGUCUCGAUGUUUGUGUAUCCUCACAUAUUCUCUCUGAGUGAACCUGUCUGUACCUCAUCUUCUUAAAGAAUGCCACAGCCACUGGGGCAAAGGCUGACCCCAUGAAGGCUGCCCUUGUCUAUAUCAAGUUAAAAACUCGAGUAACCUCCAGUGGGCUAGUGCUUCAGGGGGUGGCUCAUACUUGUCAAGCUUUCGUGUCAAGUCUGGGCUCGGUGCUUCAUGUGUUACCUCAUAUACUCCCUGCAACAGUCCUCCCAGGUGUAGAUUCUCUUAAGGAAACUGAAGCACAGAGAUGUUAGGAGGUUUGACCAAGGUCGCUUGGUGUGAACAAAACAGGUGGCCUAGUCUGAAGGUGAAACCUGGCGAAAUGCGUUCUUUCCCAUCAAUCAUGCUUGUCUGUUGUCAUAGUGACAGCAGGAAACCACCCUCAGGUCUGGUGCUCACAGUGGGAUCGGAACCUCAUUUCCAAGCACCCCUGUGAGGUAGAGCAAACCUCUUCUGGGCGAGCAGCCUCCCAGGGUCCUGCUGAAGGUAUGGUGCACAGGCCAUAGCUGACUCCCGACCUGGCCAGGGGGCUGCCUUUAAAUGUCCUCUUAGAGCCCACUUCCGUGUGUCUGUGAUAGUCGCCAGUAGAUGCAAGGAGCUUCGAGAAGCUCUAACAACAUGCUCUAAAUAGCCUUUAGUUUUUGGUACCGCUCUGAGUAAAUAUAGCAAGUACCAGAUGGGACUGCAGAUUUCUUAAGGAAAGAGUGGGCUCACUUUGAGUUUUCUUGAAUUAGGUGAGCUCCCACGUCCAGCUCUCCCAACGUGACUUUCUUGUGCUAUUAAAGGGUGAGUGGAGCUUUAGGCACUCAGAGCACUUCUUCGGGUCAGUUCAAAAGGCUGAGUGUGUACUGGAUGUUUUGUGCAGAAGGAAGUCUCUCUUGCUAGGGAUUCACAAAGUUCAUGGCUGCUUUGUCAUUGUUCAUGUAUUAGUAUUCUUCCCUUAACAUACAGAGUCAGGCCCUUUAAAACAUUUUUUUUAACGUUUACUAGUUUGUAUAUGCGUGGGUGUGUAGGUGCCACGGUGCAUGUGUGGAAGUCACAGGAUGACUUCUGAGUCUACUCUCUCCCACCACGUAGGGCCCAGGGGUGGAACUUAGGUCACCAGACCUGGUGGCAGGUGUCUUUACCCACUGAGUCACCUCGGUGGUGGUCCAUCCUUACUGUUUUUAACACGUGCUUUGGCUGCCUUAAGAUCCCAGUUGGUUGUGAAGCCAUGGCAGGCUCCUUAGCAGGCUCUCUGAAGCUCACCCUUCAUGCCAAGGAAUAGGGAUUAUGAAAGGACCCAGAGAAAUCUGCCUGAAAAAAACCAAAAGCCUGUCUCGUUCAGAUGAGACAGCAAACUUGUGCAGUGGCCAGGGUGAUGGCCAGGGUCUGGGCUGUCCUAACUGUCUCAGAGCGUUGGUUUACAAGAUGAAAAACGGUUCAGGAAAGGAAAUGGUGGUUGGCACAUAGCAGCGCUAAAAAGGUAAACUUGGUAAGUACAGGAGGGCGUUCUGCAUCUGUAUCUCUGUGUAUCCCCAUCACAGACCCUGUCACCGCUUUACAACAGUGGCCAGAGUGAUGAUAGUCACAUUUGCUCAAAGGCCAGGAGUGAAGCUCAUCUUCCUACACUGUGCACGUGUACAAUCACACUCCACACAUGUACAGUUAUACUCCACACAUGUACAGUUACACUCCACACAUGUACAGUUAUACUCCACACAUGUACAGUCAUACUCCACACAUGUACAGCCACACUCCACAUAUGUACAGUCACACUCCACACAUGUACAGUUACACUCCACACAUGUAUAGUUAUACUCCACACAUGUACAGUUACACUCCACACAUGUACAGUCACACUCCACACAUGUACAGUUAUACUCCACACAUGUACAGUCAUACUCCACACAUGUACAGCCACACUCCACAUAUGUACAGUCACACUCCACACAUGUACAGUUACACUCCACACAUGUAUAGUUAUACUCCACACAUGUACAGUUACACUCCACACAUGUACAGUCACACUCCACACAUGUACAGUUAUACUCCACACAUGUACAGUCAUACUCCACACAUGUACAGCCACACUCCACAUAUGUACAGUCACACUCCACACAUGUACAGUUACACUCCACACAUGUAUAGUUAUACUCCACACAUGUACAGUUACACUCCACACAUGUACAGUCACACUCCACACAUGUACAGUUAUACUCCACACAUGUACAGUCACACUCCACACAUGUACAGCCACACUCCACAUAUGUACAGUCACACUCCACACAUGUACAGUUACACUCCACACAUGUAUAGUUAUACUCCACACAUGUACAGUUACACUCCACACAUGUACAGUCACACUCCACACAUGUACAAUCACACUCCACACAUGUACAGUCACACUCCACAUAUGUACAGUUAUACUCCACAUAUGUACAGUCACACUCCACACAUGUACAGUUACACUCCACACAUGUACAGUUACACUCCACACAUGUACAGUUAUACUCCACACAUGUACAGUCACACUCCACACAUGUACAAUCACACUCUACACAUGUACAGUCAUACUCCACACAUGUACAGUCACACUCCACACAUGUACAGUCAUACUCCACACAUGUACAGCCACACUCCACAUAUGUACAGUCACACUCCACACAUGUACAGUUACACUCCACACAUGUACAGUUAUACUCCACACAUGUACAGCCACACUCCACACAUGUACAGUCAUACUCCACACAUGUACAGUCAUACUCCACACAUGUACAGUCAUACUCCACACAUGUACAGUCAUACUCCACACAUGUACAGUCAUACUCCACACAUGUACAGCUACACUCCACAUAUGUACAGUCAUACUCCACAUAUGUACAGCUACACUCCACACAUGUACAGUCACACUCCACACAUGUACAGUUAUACUCCACACAUGUACAGUCAUACUCCACAUAUGUACAGUCAUACUCCACACAUGUACAGCCACACUCCACAUAUGUACAGUCAUGCUCCACAUAUGUACAGCUACACUCCACAUAUGUACAGUCACACUCCACACAUGUACAGUCUUACUCCACACAUGUACAGUCACACUCCACACAUGUACAGUUACACUCCACACAUGUACAGUUAUACUCCACACAUGUACAGUCACACUCCACACAUGUACAAUCACACUCCACACAUGUACAGUCAUACUCCACACAUGUACAGUCAUACUCCACACAUGUACAGUCAUACUCCACACAUGUACAGCCACACUCCACAUAUGUACAGUCACACUCCACACAUGUACAGUUACACUCCACACAUGUACAGUCAUACUCCACACAUGUACAGUCACACUCCACACAUGUACAGUCACACUCCACACAUGUACAGUCAUACUCCACACAUGUACAGUCAUACUCCACACAUGUACAGCCACACUCCACAUAUGUACAGUCAUACUCCACAUAUGUACAGCUACACUCCACAUAUGUACAGUCACACUCCACACAUGUACAGUCACACUCCACACAUGUACAAUCACACUCCACAGUGUACAGUCACACUCCACACAUGUAUAGUUAUACUCCACACAUGUACAGUUACACUCCACACAUGUACAGUUAUACUCCACACAUGUACAAUCACACUUCACAGUGUACAGUAUACUCCAUACAUGUACAGCCACACUCCACAUGUGUACAAUCACACUCUACAGUGUACAGUUACACUCCACACAUGUAUAGUUAUACUCCACAUGUGUACAAUCACACUUCACACAUGUACAGCUAUACUCCACACAUGUACAGCUAUACUCCACACGUGUACAGCUAUACUCCACACAUGUACAGCUAUACUCCACACGUGUACAGCUAUACUCCACACGUGUACAGCUAUACUCCACAUGUGUACAGCUAUACUCCACACGUGUACAGCUAUACUCCACACGUGUACAAUCACACUUCACACAUGUACAGCUAUACUCCACACGUGUACAGCUAUACUCCACGCAUGUACAGCUAUACUCCACGCAUGUACAGCUAUACUCCACACAUGUACAGCUAUACUCCACACGUGUACAGCUAUACUCCACAUGUGUACAGCUAUACUCCACACGUGUACAGCUAUACUCCACACGUGUACAAUCACACUCCACAGUGUACAGUCACACUCCACACGUGUACAAUCACACUUCACAGUGUACAGUACACUCCAUACAUGUACAGUCACACUCUACACGUGUACAGCCACACUCCCCAUGUGUACAGUGUACAGUACUUUGCAUGUGUACAGUGCAAAGAUAAUUUGUACAAAAUUUGCUUUGUCUUGGCUUUUUUUUUAAGAUCAAAUAACUGUUCUUUGGCAAACAGCAAAAAUACCUCUGACUCAACUGUGUUUGUGAAGGGCCAUGUUAGCGCCCUGUUUGUGAAGAGCUAUGCUAGUGCUCUGAGCUACUGUUAGCCAGCGCAUGCCGAUGCUAAUACUCCAAAACCUUUUUUGUUUUUCAAGACAGAAUUUCUCUGUGUAGCUCUGGCUGUCCCGGAAAUUGCUUUGUAGACCAGGUUAUCCUUGAACUCAUAGAGAUCUGCCUGCCUCUGCCUUCUGAGUGCUGGGAUUAAAGGUGUGCACCACCAUGCCCACCUCAAAAAUCUUUAAAGAAUGUAUGCAUGUAUGUAUGUAUGCAUGCAUGUAUGUAUAUAUAUGAGUGUUCUAAUUGCACGAAUGCCUGCAUUGCAGAAAAGUGCAUCAGAUCCCUUUAUAGAUGGCUGUAAGUCACCAUGUAGUUGCUGCAACCUUUGGAAGAAUGACCAGUGUUCUUAACUGCUGAGCCGUCUUUUCAGCCCCUCAAAAAUGGUUUUUAAAGCCAUGAAAUUUGGUCCGGAGAGAUGGCUCUGUGGUUAAGAUUAUUCGUUACUCUUGUAGAGGACCAGGGUUCAAUUCCCAGCACCCACUUAGUGGCUCACAACCAUCUGUAAUCCCAGUUCAAGGGGAUCCAACAGACACACACAUGGCACUCAUACAUGCAUACAGGCAAACCAUUCAUACACAGAAAGUAAAAUAAACAAAUCUAAAAUAAAGCCGGGAAAUUUACUCAGCAACACAAGUAAAACACAAGUAAGUUAAGAUCAGUUGUAGUGGUAUAGAUGAGACAUGUCUCCCAAAUGCUGAAGAAGUUCAACACUUAGUGUCACCCCCACACUAGUGAGGGUGUUUGGGGGAGGUCAUGGAAGCUUUAGGUGGUAGAGUCUUGCUCACUAGAGGUGAACUUUUAGUGUUUAUAGCUUGGCCCCACUAUCCGGUUGUCACUUUGCUUCUAAUGUGUGUGUGAGAUGUGAUCUCUCAGCCUCCUGUUCCCACUGCCACACCUCUGUCAUCAUUACAGACAUCUAGCCUUCUGGAACUGAACGUAAAAAUAAAGUCCCUUAAGUUGUCUCUGGUCUUCGUGUUUUAUUGCAGCGAUAGAAGGCGGCUGGUACAUCAUUCUCCAGCAAGGUUUAAGUGAAGCUAGAAGAGGCUGACCAGGUCUUACCACAGCCUGUGGUUACCUCACAAACAUUCACUUGCUUUCUACACAAACCAAGUAAAACCGGUCUUUCCUUAGCCCGAGUUUGGCCGCGGGGAGAGGGCCUUGGUUAGUGGCCUCCUAACCUGUCCAUUGUGUAAUAUGUCAGGAACAGCUUGUGGGCAAACUAUUUCAUGAUGAGAACAGCCCAGAAAAAGAAUGGUCUUUACUCCUGAGAAGUGCAGAGCUCAGAAACAUUUUGUGCCUGGGCCAUCAGGAUCAGAUGUGCAUGAUUGGCUACGAGAAGGCACCGUUCUGGAGGUGUAAAUUUUUCUCAACCUACUUUAAUAAGGGUUCAACCUCUCCUCUAGCCCAUCACCCACCAGAGGCAGUGGAAGAGGAAAGUUAUUAGGACACAGGGGAAGUAGACUGGUUUAGAAAUAGUUCUUUGAGGGUGAGUCCAAUCUUUGUGGUCAGGAUGUCAUCGGUUCAGCCGGGUAGCAAACACUAAAUACAAAUCGGCAGCUCUAGUCCAGUCCACUCAGCCAUCACCGCACACCAGCCAGCAAGGGCAGUUCCAUCCAGAAGAAACCGCAAGGCUCACCAACCUGCCUGAGUCCGCAGAAGCAGGAAGACACCACAGAAGCCUUAGGUGGCGAGUUUCUAAGUCAUCGCCACAAGCAGAGCUCAGCAGCGCACUGUAAGCUGAACCAAUGCACGAGUGUCACUAGCGAAGGACAACAAGGCAGAGCAAACCAGUGCUCCAGCUCCCGUCGCGUGCGGGGUCAUAUCUAUAUUCCUUCUGAACGUCACGCGUCCUUUCACGGGUUUGCUACAGCAAAACAUCUGUGUCUGCUCUAGCAUGACAUCCUUUCUCCUGGGUGCCCCAGCAAAACAUCGUUUGACAUAACCGACUUUCCAAAGAAGCCAGAAGUUUCCACUUCACCCCUCUGUCAGUGAUUACUCAGAAAACAUCUGCAGAUCAGCUUCCUGGCAAGAUGACUCUUUGGGGGGGGGGGAUCCCUGCCAUCAUUGUCAGCUAGUUCAUUGCAAGAUAAAGCUCUCUGUCAGAUGCUGCUGCUGGCUUCUGUCAGACCUUGCUGCUGCUAACUGGCUUUCAUCAGACCCUGCUGCUGCCUUCCAUCAGACCCUGCUGCUGCUAACUGGUUUCCAUGUCUCUGCCCUUUACACCUGCUUCCGUGAUGAUCCCUGCUUCACCACUGGAACCCGAAACGGUAGUUCCGGAUGACCUUGAACUGAACCCGGAGCCCUAGGGAUGGAAAGUCUCAGCAUGCAUGUGGGGUGCUGUGGAACCACAGGUCGGUUUGGAGGGGUGGCCUUUCUCUGAUCCCAGUGUAUUACUAAAGUCCAGUAGAGAGGUGGGACACCAGGAACCUACCAGGGCAAGCUGGUUUGAGCAUCAGCCGAGUGAAUUUCUGAAACCCUCAACACAGUGCCUGAAGGGGAAGAGGACACUGCAACUCUGCUCUUAUUAUGGUCUGGCUUAAGAGUGACAGCCAUCUAUAGCCUAGCUUUGGGAGGGCAGAGAUGGGGUUCACUCAGAAGGAUGGCUAGCCUGGGGUAGUAAGUGGAAGAUGUUGGAUAGCUUUUCUUUCUUUCUUUUUUUUUUUUUUACAGUGUUCCCUGCAAAGGGACAGCAUCAACUGUUGCACAAGACAAUCUUUGAAGUCAGACAGACACCAUCUUCAGGAGGGCGGCUGGGCCUGUGUGCAAAAGAUCAUCACAACUGGGCUCGUUGACUUUUGGGGUUCCCUCAUUAGAGUAUCCCAGCUGGCUGUAUGCAGUUCUGCCCUGGUUGCACAUGGUUGAGGUUCAGGGAAAGGAAGGGCUGAAGUGUAGGGAGGGAGGGACUAGAGUGGGAAGCGCUGUCUAUGAUUUUGUGGGGGAGACAUCAUCCACACUGGCCACACUUUCCAGUGCGGCCUCUUUAAAGCUUCCCUUCUCCUGCCUGCAAUCUGCCCCCACCCCCUGACCUUUAUGUAAGUCUAAUAAAGUCGCUCGGCCCAAGGGUGAACUUAUUGGAACUGAACUUUGGUUUGUCACUGGGACCUUAUAAAGAAAGCGGUAGAUGUUUUGUGUCUCCGCCAAUCCCCUGCCCCUGGAGAAAGUUCCAGAACCCACAGCACCCCUGUGCUUACUGUGCUGACACCCUUCACCCUGUGGGGAGGUUUGCAUGAAUCUGUCACUGGUGAGGGAAGAAAGGGAGGGGCUGUGAAUGCUUGUGGCCAGCAGGAAGACUCACCCUCCAGCUCCCUGGGUCUCCUGCCUGGCUGCAGACACUAACUGUGCCCUGUUGGGUUCUCAGGACCCACUACUGUCAGAGUACUGUCAGAAGAUGGACCAUCUUCAUGGUUUCAGGGAGCUCCCCACCAUGUACCUGACAGCGUCCUGAUUCUCCCUUUGAAAACACAGACACUGAAGUGCUCUCCCAACUGACCCAUGAGAAUGCAACAUUUUAGAGACCCAGACCUGUGGAACAGAAAAGUCAGUAUCAUACGCCUACCCUGUCUAGGACAAGACAGGGACUCCAUGAACACUUUUCUCUGCCUUGUGUAUGUGUGCCUCUGACUUGGGACGCAUUGUUGGUCCUUUUUGACUAGACACUGUAUAAGCAGUGUACUCAGGGCAGGGGUUUUACCCCCCAGCUACCCGGGCGUGAGGUGGAGUAUAAUGGAGACCAGGGCUCAUGGGAGACUCCCUGCUCACACUGUGCAAUCCCACUAGCUGCUUUUGGGCAUUUGGGGGAGUUCGUGUCUUGGGAUUAGCUAUGAUGAGGGAUCUGUGGAUGAGGAAUGGUAUCUCGGGAACCCUCUCUGGGGAGACAUAGGCAAGUAUCUACACCUUCCUUACGUGGCAUCAGUGACAAGCCAAUGUAUGGUUCCACAAAGUCUUACUUGGCAACUAGUGGGUUUACUGGAUUUACUUACAAAGCAUGGGGGACCCCAAGGCGGUCAUCUGAAAGUCUCACUCAGCAGGACAUAGCUGUGUGAAUAGAGUUGUCAUCUGUCCCCAUCUGUUAACUGCCGACAGCCUGAACCUCCUAAGAGCACGAGGCUGCAGCAAUUAGGGAGGGGUUUAUGCACAACUGAUGUGUGCCUUUACUCUCCUGACUUGGGAGGCAGAGACAGGCAGAUCUCUGUGAGUUCGAGGCCAUCCUGGUCUACUUAGUGAGCUCAAACUCAUAGAUAUUGGCCUGCCUCUGCCUCCCAAGAUUAAAGGCAUGUGUCACCAUGCCCAGCCUGCAUAAUGUUAUUAAAUAAAAAAGUUUAAAAGAAGCUGCACGGUGGGGUUGGGGAUUUAGCUUAGUGGUAGAGCACUUGCCUAGGAAGCGCAAGGCCCUGGGUUCGGUCCCCAGCUCCAAAAAAAAAAAAAAAAAAAAAAAAGCUGCACGGUGUCUGGAGUCUGGGGGUGGGGGUGGGGGUAGUUGCCGGGCAUCAAGAUGCAUUACUGAGGCCUGAGUUGGGAAGGUUUCUGGAGUGCGUUUGCCUAUUGUGGAUUCAGGAAUUACCCCUCACCAAGACUAGGGUUUUUAAUGUGAUUAUGAAACCCAAAGAGAGUUCUAGGCAUAUGGGAGGCAUCACCACAUUCUGUCUGGGUGCAAACCAAACAGAGGGGAGAGUCUUCUGGCACAGAGACCUGGUGGUCUGUGAUUACCCCAGGAGCUCACCUGGGCACAGAGAAGUCUCACGGUCACUUGCAGAGGCCUGUGCGUCCUGUAUUGGAUGAUAGGAGUUUAGCUUGGUAGAGCAGGAAGGAAGGUUGGUUUCUGUCCCUGGAACAAACUGAGAGCCGGAGUCCAGAGCCAGUGGCUGUACUCUGGAAAGAGUAGUGGGAGCCCACGGACCUCCACCAAGGUCUGAGUUUGUGGGCAGUGAUGGGGCAGCUCUCGUGUUGGGACACGUUCAUCCAGUGCUGUAAGUGGCAUUGCCAUCCAAGGCCUCAUUUUCACACCACACUCAGCAUCUAAUUGCUGUCUGUUCUGGGUAAGGAGGAGGGGCUUGAUCAACUCCCCUUGCUUGGAAAGAGGCUGGUUUGUUUAUCCGAGCUGCGUCCAGCGAUGCGCUGAGCUGGGUCUUUGAAGGAGCUGGUGAUUUUCUUCUGGGGUUGGAGCCUUGCUGGGCUGUGAGUUCCACGUACCUUGGGAGAGCCUCCGGUGCGGACCACUUAUCUUUCCAUGACAAACAUGUCAGAUACUGUUACCAACCCCCUAAACCACUCAUAUCAAAGCCACACAUGCCAGAGAAGGCAUUGGCGGGAGGAGGUGGCUUUUCUGGUGCUAAGUAUGCGUAAUAAACAUUUUAUCUGUAUGCCACCAGGAUGAUCCCAGUGAACUCUCUCUUCCUAAGAACAGGACAAGCAUUUCCGGCCGUACCGGAACACAGUCUCUGUCCAUUGGUAGAGUGGAACACAGGGGAUUAAAGGCAUGGUCCAGCUCUGCAGAGAGGGUUUAAAGUUCGCCGUUGUAUUGGGAACAGCUCAUCUAGUGGCACACGAUCUGAGCUCAUGUUUCCCCGUCAGAUCUGCUCUUUGCAAUGUGAGAUUUGGUUUUUGCGACAUGUCAAGGUCCAGGAGGCUCAGGGCAGGGUUUUGAAAGCACCUACUGUGUGUGUUUCUUUGUGGGUUUUGAGAUUCCCUAGUGGCAGGCACACUGUCCUGUGCAUUUCAGAUAUAGUUUCUUGAUUAUAAAGUGUUCCGAGACAGGGUCUCACUACAUAGACCAACUAGGCCAGACUGGAACUCACUGAGAUCCUUCUUUCUCUGCUUCCCAAGAUCUAGGAUUAAUGUGGUAUUAUACACCUUUAAUAUUAGAAUUGGUGUGAUGUUUGAAUGACUGAUAUUUAAAUGUUACAGAAUGUUCGGGUUUGACCCAUCACACUACAGUAGAAAUAAUGAAGGCAUUGUGGUAUGAAGUGUUGACAUCUAAACCAGGUGGAGUGGCUCACCCCCAUAAGGCUGACAUUUCAGAGGCUGAGGCAGGAAGAUCCUCAAGUUCAAGGCCACCCUGUGGCCACAUUGUGACUUCCGAGCCAGCCAGAACUGUAUAACUACUGUAUAACAGCAUUGGAAACCAAAUAACAAAACCAACAACCUCCCACUAAGUGAUGGCCGUGUCCGCCGGGCCCUCUUGCUAUCCAUGUAAUCGUGAGGCUGCGUCGCUGGCUACAUACUGAUUCUAAGCUACCUCGUUGUCUCAUCAAACUCCGCCAAGGUCUCUUCGAGCUGGCAUUGCUUCCUGUGCUUAGCACCGACUUCUUGCUGAUUCAGAACUGUUCAUUCCCCGUACGCAUUCGUCACUGCUUUUCGUGUGUGUCUGUAGCUAAUAGCAUAACUGCAUCCGGAGAUUACAACACGCAGUGUGUCUGUCUGGGUCUGUGGCUUAGUCUCCUGUAAUCAUUACAGCAUUUCCACUUCUCUACCACAUUGGCUGUUGGAGCCGUUCGCUCUUACCUUUUCUGUAUUUCUUUCUGGUUUUUGGUUUGUUUUUGUUUUGAGACAGGGUCUCCCGACAUAGCCCUGACUGUUCUAGAGCUCGCUCACUGUAGAGACUAGGCUAACCACCAACUCAGAGAGAUUCGCCUGCCUCUGCUUCUUGGGGUGCUGGCACUAAAGGCCUGUGUCACCACAGUGGGCUCCUUUUUGUUUGUUUUGAGGGUAAUGUAGCCCAGGCUGGCCUUGAAUUCAGAGAUCCACCUGUCUCAGUCCCCCAAGUGCUGGCAUGGCCAAUGUGAACCAUCACAUCCAACUCUUUUCUGUCACUCUUUCUGGUCUUCUGGUGUCUAACCUGUGGGAUAACCCAUGCAGAGCAAGAGAGACAGCUGCCCACAGACUUCCUGUUUGCUCAGUGCCUCAGCUUCUCAAUAACAUCCAGAUGUUUCUCCUUUUGGCCUUGGCUAGGGUUUUUCUGUGUCUUCAGUUUAGUCUGUGGGUAUGAUGGUUGUUCUGUCAGCUUGACCUACAGACACCUAGCAUUAGUGAAACUCCCCUGUAUGUCUAAGGGGGACAGAUUCCAGAGGAUCGACACAAGGGACAGUGGCCGAGAAGGACGGUCCCAUACUGAAUAUGAGUGGCACCUUCCAGCCAGUGGCCCAGAUAAAGAGUUCUAGGAAAAGGCAGUGCUAUGGGUACCCGCCUUUACUGCUUCCUGAUUGGCUGGGGUUGUAGGUACCCGCCUUUGAUGCUUCCUGAUUGGCUGGAGUGACUGACUAUUUGCUGACAUCAGACUCUAGCUUCUUCAGAGGUCUAGUGUGGACUCAAAACCGCUGGCUCUCCAGGGAGUAGCUAGACUUUCGGCACCUCAGCGGGAGCGCUGAGGCUUCCAACUUCCCAGGAUGAGAAGCUUCUGGGUUCUCUGCGUCUUCAGCGCACAGACAGCCAUUGCUGGAUUCUUCAACCCUACUAUAUAAGUCAACCUAAUAAAUCCAUUUACUUACUUCUUUAUUUAUUUUAAGAUCACAUCUUAACCUAGCCCAGGCUGCGCAGUGUAAACUCAUUUGUAUGACUUUAAAAGGUUUUGCAAUUUGCAAUUGCUGGCUGUGGUGGCUCACACCUUUUAUCCCAGCACUUGGGACAUCGAAUUUCAGGCCAGCCUGGUCUACUUUGUGAGCUCUUGUCUCAAAAAAAAAAAAAAAAAAAGCGACAACAAAAAAUUACAACAUAAGGGCUGGAGAGAUGGCUCAGUGGUUAAGAGCACUGAUUGCUCUGCCAGAGGUCCUGAGUUCAAAUCCCAGGAACCGCAUGGUGGCUCACAACCAUCUGUAAUGAGAUCUGAUGCCCUCUUCUGGUGCGUCUAAAGACAGCUAUGAACGGUGUACUUAUAUAUAAUAAAUAAAUAAAUCUUUAAAAAAAUUACAACAUAAAGUCUUUACCUUAAGGAUUGGUAGAGGGUUGGAGCAAUGGCUCAGAGGUUAAGCAUUUGUUGCUCUUUCAGAGGACUGAGUUCGGGUCCCAGAACCCACAUUAGGUUCACAGCUGCCUCUUAAGUCUCUCUCCAGAGGAUGCACUUGCACUGCCCUCUUCUGGCUUUGGUGGGAACUUUCACAUUUAUCACACACACACACACACACACACACAGACACACACACACACACACACACACACACACACACACACACACACACACC